UGUUGUCUUUCCGGAAACUGUAACUCCACUUUUUCAUUUUAAACUUUACAUUCGUUAAACCGAACAAAUGGCGGAAAAAACAAAAAGCGUACUCCAACUUCCACAAGUAUAACUUAUUUUAUAGCACUGAGAUGUCACAGAAAAGCACCAGAGCUUCGGAUAGAAGACAGGUUGUUAAUCCCUUUAGCAGAAAAUACGGAUGGAGAAGUGGUAUUGAGAUAUUAGCUGGGAAAACAAUUAGGAAGGAUGCUGAUGGAUUCGAAGAUUUCAGAGAUUACUUAUCUGAGUCAGAGGCAGAGACCACCUCAGAGUUUUCCGCUGUGGAGGAUGUCUCGGUGCUAAAGGAGAACAGACAGAAUCCCUAUCCCCCUUCAAAGCUGGCGGGGAAAUAUCUGCCCCAGCCCUCUGCUCAUUCAACAGCGUACUCCUCCAUGUGUAGCCAGACCUCGCGGGGAGGGGCACUGUCGGAGGUCUACAAUGGGGACACUCUCGGGAUAUCUUCAAUCAAUAACAGCCAGAAAAAUAAUAGAAGACAGGUUGUAAAUCCAUUUAGCAGAAAAUAUGGAUGGAGAACUGGCAUUGAAAUAUUAGCUGGUAAAACUGUAAAGAAAAAUGCAGAUGGAUUCGAAGAUUUCCGAGAUUACUUAUCAGAGUCAGAGCCAGACAGUUUGAGCAGUUCAGGAAUGAACAGUUAUCUGUCAAGAACGGGGACCAACUUCACAAGAGAACCUUCCAAACUGACAGAAGAUCAUACACAUUAUGAUGAUAGCAUGUCUACAAGUGCUGAAGCCUCCCAUUCAGCGUCCGGAAUCAGAACCAGGUCUGUAGACAGUAUGGAGGAUGAUACCACCCAUGAGGAGGGAGACACACCCACUUAUACACGGACCCAGUCCAUGGCCAGUAAUAAAGAAUCUCUUGGAUCUGAAGAUGAAAAGACCCCAAAAGCAGAUAAAUCGUCAUACACUGCCAGUUCCAAUUCUCCAGACAAUGACCAGAUCAAUGGAAAAACUCCCACUCAGUCCUAUGAAGAAACCGGUGAGUUUACUGCAGGGACAGCCACUCACUCCCAGGGGAGUCCCUCACAGGCCGAAUCUGGUGGGCAGACACCCACCCAGGGUAGAAUAGAGGAACAUGCCACUGACCCAGAGAUCACAAAAGCCUCCCACAUGGACAUUGGCGGCAACAAGACGGGGUCGAUAACAAAGUCAGAGGAUUUCACAAAUAGUGUUGUGCCAAGCUUCAGGACUCGCAAAAGGAUAUCAUUUUCAGUCACUGACUUCAAUGCUAGCAGGAGAUCAUCUAAAGCAACAGCAGAGAACAAAAGUGAAGCCAGUAUACCAGUGACAGUACCAGGAGUAAAUCCAGACAGUGAUGCGGAUAGUGUGGAUAUUAUCAUUGUUAAUGAAGAUGAAGAGGAAACAGAUCGGAAAUCAAGGGGCAGGAAGAGUUCUCAGGAAACAAGAACAUCUGCCACAUUAAGAUCAUCUCAAGCUAAAUCAGAUGAUGAACAGGUCAAGAUCAAAGGCCAAGGUCGUAGAAGUUCAAAAUCUAUACAGAAUAAGAAUUCAUCCUUAGUUAAAAGAACAAGGGGUGCACGUGGAAAAUCUCUUUCCUCUUUGUUGCCACUGGAAACAUCUCAGCUUGAUUCCAGUGAAAAACAAUCGUCCCGGAAAAUUCGAGGAAGGAGUAUGGAUAAUAAUUCCAUGGAACUGAAUUCAUCAGACCGUAGAGAGCUAACAAAAGCUGUCAUAGAGAGUCAUGAUAGGAACAACAUGGAGAAAGAAGAGCUGGAUCAACAAGAUGACGAGACGGCAUCUAACGCCAGUCAGGAGUUUUUGUUCUUCAGAGACAGAAGGGUGGAGAAAUCCCAGACCAUGCUCAGUAAAACACAAGAAAUCAAGGCAACAAACAAGACUCAGCAUAAAAGAAAGUCAAGUCUCCUGGUCAAAUCACUGAGUGCAAAGGACACAGCUUCUGAUUUCAGUGCGGACGAUUCAGUGGAUCCAAACAUUGAGAUAGAGAAGUGGAAAAAGGGAAAGCCCAAAGUGGGAGGGAAAAGAAAAAAUGAACUUGAUGUCAAUAAGAAUAACAAUGUAGACGCAAGCGAUGAACCUCCACCUCAUUCUCCACCAAAGAAAUUGAAAGGGAAGAAAAGAGGAAAGGACAGCAGUGCUUCUAGAGGAAGAUCAAAAUCAAAUGAUGAUGAUGAUGAUCCAAAAAUACUUAAAGAAAAAAGUGGUAGGGAUAGUAAAGUUUCUGAUAAAGUAGUAGAUGAUGUGGAUACACAAGACAAUGAAGUAUUUAGUGAUAUAGAGGCAUCAGAGUUAGUUAUAGAGGAAGAAGUCACAAAUGGUUCAAAAUCAGUGAGAAAAAGGAAAUCUAGCUCUACCAAAGACAGUAUUCCAUUGGGAGUGUCAAGAAAUUCUGUGGAAAUUCCAAGUGUCACUGCUGUGACAAUGGCAGAGGACUCUGUGCAUCAUGCCAAUGAAGAAGGUGGAAACAAUUUAACAGAGAAGGAUGUGGAUAAUCAAGAAAGUGUGUCUACUACUGAAAAAAGGAGAGGUUCUAAAACAAGCAAAAGCAGUGUGUCUGAUUCUGAUUUAACUACCAACAAGACGCCUAGGAAUAGGAGUCAGAAGUUACCAACUAAAAAGUCCAGAAAGUCAUCCACAGACAAAUCACAUGUAUCAGACGUUAAUAAUAGUGAAGAAGUUACUGUUCCUAAAACAAAUGCUUCGAUUCAUGCGAGUAGAUACAUUCACAGUUUUUUGUUAGAUGACCAUGACAAGCAAGAGGAGGACAAUAGCAACAAGAGUUCAAGAUCCAAAAGUUUGGGCUAUAAAACAAGAAAAGCCAAGACCAGGAAUGAUUCGAUGAAAAGAAAACUGAACAGUGCUCAGAAAUCCAACAAGUUCCAAAGUAAAAGUUUUUCUAAUGGGAGAGGGUCAGUAAGAAAAGAUGUGCCUAGUCAGUCCGCUGCUGAUGUUAGUAGAAGGAAAUCAAUGAAGAAAUCCAGGAGUCUUCAUUCAGCUUUUAUUGGCACAAUGGAGAGUCUUCCAGGGAAGGAGGAUCUUCCAGAGGAUUCUGAAAUUAAUACUGUGGAAGAUAUUGACCCCAAUGACCUUUAUGUGGAAAAGGAGAAAGUAAAAUCCACAAGAAGUAAAAGAAAAGGACAGAAGCAGAGUCAACAACUAGAAGACAAACCUGAUGAAAGGAAAACAAGAACAAAGGGAAGACAGAAACUUGAAAAAUCAAAAAAGAAAAUGGAGAAUUCAGUUGAAGAUUCCAUGGAGGAGGGAGAUGUUGAAGAUGUUCAGAAUGAAGCUGAACAUAAUGAUGAUCAAAAUGAACACAAUGAAACUGGAAAUCGUUCCAUAAAGAAUAAAACAGGGCAAAACAAGGCAAAAAGUUUAACAACCUCUAAGAAAAGGAAAGGAAAAUCAGGCAAAAAAAACUUGAAUAAGAGUUUAGAUGAAGUGGAAAUGCCUGAGGAAGUUGCAGCAGAAGUGGCUAAUGAAGAUUCAGUAGACCUGACAAAUGGUGAUGUAUUGAGGGAAGCUGAUGACGGAACAAAUAUGGAUGACAAUGAAGCAAUGAAUGACCAGCCUAGUGUUCAUGAUGAAGUUCAGCAGGAAAAUGCAUUAAGCAGAAAACAGAGCCUGGCAAUGACCCCAGUCUCUGUGUACCAGGUUGAUGAAGACCUACUGAAGAGCGGGGUCUCAUUUAGACAAAGGAACCGCACCCUAGUCAAAAACUCAACCAUGAAUUUUACCACAUUUGACAAAACUCCAGUUGCUCGAAAGAAGCAGAUGAGUUUUAUGGAAUCCCCUGGUCCAGGUCUGACCCCGAUACUGAGACAGCCAGGGUCAGUCAAGCGAGGCAAGAAGCGGAGGGUGACCAUCAACCAUCUAGUGCAGGAGCAGUCUUUUCAAACUGGAGAGCAUGAGAGACUGUCCACCAGUGUUGGUUCCCUGUCAUCGAUGUCUCUCAAUACAACACCUGUCCACAUCUUCCAGACAACCACCAGUGAAUCCCCUGUUCCACAGAUGCUAAUGCCACCACAGCCCAAAAUAUUCCUUCCUGAGGAUGCCCCUGAUGGCCUCAGAAGGUCACGAAGAGUUCGCUGCCAACCCGUGGCCUGGUACAAAGGGGAGCGAUUGGUGUAUGAACGAAGAAAGUCAGGUCUUGGCAUUAAGAAAGUUGUGCCAUCUCAUGUAGAGAUGCUAAUGAUGGCCCAGGAAGCCAAACGGAGGAAGAACGUCCUCAAGCGAAGACGCCAAAAAGGUAAACAGGUAAAAAGUACCCCCUCCCCCAGGAGAAAUCUGUCAGUUCACACCACUCUGGACCCUGAGCUUCAGGACGGCAGUGAUUCAGAAAUCCCGGUCAUGAUCCCUGGUACAGAUGAGGAAGUUAUUAUGGAGUGCUUCAGUUCCAAGGAUUCAGAGGUGUUUGUUGGGCCGUCAAAACACGACCCGAUUUCAUCGGACCCAUACGUCAUGUCUCUGCGACUGAAUCAGAAGCAGUUUAUGAUGGGUAGCCUGUACUUGAGGCCGCUGAAAACAAAGCCGGAGCAAAUUGUCAAUAAAGGAACCAUGGUGUUUUGUCUGCUCAAAGGGAAGAUUUCAGUGACCAUUCACAGAACCAAGAGAAUUAUGGAGGCUGGUGACAUGUUUUUUAUUCCACAAGGUAACACCUACAGUAUGGAGAAUCUGAGGAGAGAGGAGGCACGGCUAACGUUCUCCUGUUACAAGUUCGGAGAGGACGAAUCUUCAAGUUCCAGUGAAUGAACGCCAUUCAUGAACAGAACCAUUAAAGGGGCGCAUUAUUCCAAUUAAGUCAGUGGGAGCCAAUUUUAACAACGGGACAUUGUUUGAGUGUCAUAUUUGUACACUGUCUAUCAGCAGGCUGUUCCAAGAGUGUCAUACAUCUAGGUGACCAUGAUGCUGUAGUCUGCCACAAGGUUACAGGCUAUGUGCUACAUUUUCAUUUAAUUAAAUGAAGGUAUAAAUGUAUCUCUUUAUAGAAUUGUUUUAUCACAUUUACCAGUAAGCAUUUUCUGAUUGUUGCUUGGUUGUACAAAAAAGAAACAAUGUAUAUUUGCUUUGUGAUUGUAUUAGUGUAAUUAGUUGCUUAUGAAAAACUAUAUUGUACCUUCAAAUUGGUAUUAAAUCAUUUUUGUGACAUUGAAAACAAAAAAAUAAUCUUAAAAAGUUUCCAAAUUUGUUAUAAUUCUUUUAAAAAUUAUACAAAUUUAACUAAAGUUGGUGUUAUUUGCCUGGGCAAAUGUAAUAUGAUUAUGUAAAAUAAUAUGUAUAUUAACAACAUUAUUUUUCAUAAGUAUAUAAAUAAACAUUGAACUAUAAAAAAAGAAGAAAUUGUGUUUAACAUGAUGUGUAUUUUAGAUUUUUAACAUUUUCAAAGAAUGCAUGAUUUUCUAAUUAUACUUUGGAAAAGUGCUUUUAAGGUGAGGU
Magallana angulata is the source of this 5471-nucleotide messenger RNA. Its product is annotated as centromere protein C-like. The transcript has 24 exons. Lineage: Eukaryota; Metazoa; Mollusca; Bivalvia; Ostreida; Ostreidae. The coding region runs from base 132 to 4787 and encodes 1551 amino acids. Gene Ontology annotation, biological process: kinetochore assembly; spindle attachment to meiosis I kinetochore; attachment of mitotic spindle microtubules to kinetochore. Gene Ontology annotation, cellular component: kinetochore. Gene Ontology annotation, molecular function: centromeric DNA binding. The record is from RefSeq and is a predicted model, not a curated record.